This is a messenger RNA of Protobothrops mucrosquamatus (brown spotted pit viper), 2143 nucleotides long. RefSeq names its product adenylate cyclase type 6-like. The record is from RefSeq and is a predicted model, not a curated record. Lineage: Eukaryota; Metazoa; Chordata; Lepidosauria; Squamata; Viperidae. Gene Ontology annotation, biological process: adenylate cyclase-inhibiting G protein-coupled receptor signaling pathway; intracellular signal transduction; cAMP biosynthetic process. Gene Ontology annotation, cellular component: plasma membrane. Gene Ontology annotation, molecular function: adenylate cyclase activity. The transcript has 16 exons. The annotation marks the transcript as partial.
CAGUUUGAUGUCUGGUCUAAUGAUGUCACCUUGGCCAAUCAUAUGGAAGCUGGUGGCAAAGCGGGGCGGAUCCACAUUACCCAGGCUACUCUGCAGUACCUGAAUGAGGACUAUGAAGUAGAGCCGGGGCACGGGGGUGAGCGCAAUGCUUACCUGAAGGAGCAUAACAUUGAAACCUUCUUCAUUGUGGGCUGCAGCCAGAAACGGAAAGAAGAGAAAGCAAUAUUAGCCAAGCUGCAGCGAGCCCAGGCAAAUUCCACAGAAGGGCUGGUGCCUCGCUGGGUCCCCGAGCGUUCAUUUCCACGGAACAAGGACUCUAAGGCGUUACGACAGAUGGGUAUUGAUGAUUCCAGCAAAGACAACCGAAGUACACAGGAAGCCUUAAAUCCUGAAGACGAGGUGGAUGAGUUCUUGGGCAGGGCCAUCGAUGCUCGAAGCAUUGACCAGCUGCGUAAGGAUCAUGUCAAACGCUUUCUGCUCACUUUCCAGAAACCUGAGUUGGAGAGAAAGUAUUCCAAAAAGGUGGAUACCCGCUUUGGUAGUUAUGUGGCUUGCACCAUGCUAGUCUUCUGCUUCAUUUGUUGUAUCCAGAUAGUCAUCUUCCCACAUUCCUCUCUGAUGCUUGGUGCCUACAUCAGUAUCUUCAUCAUCCUGGCCUCCAUUCUUUUUGUGUGUGCCAUUUAUUCCUGCCUUGGUCCCUUUCCUGCCGCUCUGCAGCGUGCUUCUCGCAAGAUCAUCCAAUCCCGAAUCAACAGCACCAUUACUGGCGUUGUCUCCAUCCUGCUUGUCUUCAUCUCUGCUUUUGUCAACAUGUUUGCUUGCAGUCGGGUCCGGCUCCAAGACUGUGUGGUUAGAUUCUUCAACGUUACUCCAGCUACAGUAGAUCCCUGUUAUCUCCAUGCUUUCAAUUAUACCUUGGCAUCAGACACUCCACCCUGCCAAGGAAAGGAUGACUUGCCCUGCAGUUUCCCUGAGUACUUCACUUACUCGGUGUUGCUGAGUCUGCUGGCCUCUUCCGUCUUCCUGCACAUCAGUAGCCUUAGGAAGCUGGCACUGCUGGUGGUGAUGGAGGUGGUAUACUUGGUACUGGCUGAGGGCCCUCAGGGCGUGCUGUUUGACAACUAUGACUUGCUGGUGGCUACUAAUGCUCUGCCAGCCUUCAAUGAGACUCAGCCCUGUAGUUUUUCAGAGAAAAAAGUGCCUCUGCAGUACAUGACACCUGUUAUCCUGUUACUUUUUGCUUUGGCCCUCUAUCUUCAUGCCCAGCAAGUCGAAUCAACAGCACGCCUUGAUUUUCUCUGGAAGCAACAGGCUACAGGUGAAAAGGAAGAGAUGGAAGAGCUGCAGGCCUAUAAUCGUCGGUUGUUACACAACAUCUUGCCCAAAGAUGUGGCAGCUCACUUUCUGGCUCGGGAACGCCUCAAUGAUGAGCUGUACCACCAAUCGUGUGAGUGUGUGGCUGUCAUGUUUGCCUCAAUCAGCAAUUUCUCUGAGUUCUACGUGGAACUGGAAGCCAACAAUGAGGGUGUUGAAUGCCUUCGGUUGCUCAACGAGAUCAUUGCUGACUUUGAUGAGAUCAUCAGUGACGAACCGUUCAGGCAGCUGGAGAAGAUCAAGACAAUUGGAAGUACUUACAUGGCAGCAUCGGGGCUAAAUGAUAGCACCUAUGACCGAGAGGGGCGCUCGCACAUCACUGCGCUGGCCGACUAUGCCAUGAGGCUCAUGGAGCAGAUGAAAUAUAUCAAUGAACACUCUUUCAAUAAUUUUCAAAUGAAAAUUGGACUAAACAUUGGUCCAGUAGUGGCUGGUGUGAUUGGAGCCCGAAAGCCACAGUAUGACAUCUGGGGCAACACUGUAAAUGUUUCUAGCCGUAUGGACAGCACUGGCGUCCCUGACCGCAUUCAGGUGACAACUGACCUCUAUCAGGUAUUAGCUGCCAAAGGUUAUCAGCUGGAGUGCCGUGGAGUCAUCAAAGUGAAGGGCAAAGGCGAGAUGACCACCUAUUUUUUGAAUGGAGGCCCUACCAGUUAGCAAGAACCUUUGAAACCAAGGAAACUUUUAAGCUGGGCUUAAACAGCAUGGGGUUGAUUGGUUCUCUCUGUUUGAUCUGAAUUUUAGAACCAAACUUCUAGAAAGGAGAAUA